This is a messenger RNA of Ilyonectria robusta, 1062 nucleotides long. Its product is annotated as thioredoxin-like protein. The record is from RefSeq and is a predicted model, not a curated record. The coding region runs from base 277 to 927 and encodes 216 amino acids. The transcript has a single exon. NCBI's taxonomy places the organism in Eukaryota, Fungi, Ascomycota, Sordariomycetes, Hypocreales, Nectriaceae.
CAUUUGUCUCCUACGGAAGCUGUGCUCUUAAUGCUAUAAAUGUAAUAAAACAUAAUAUGUUGAUGUCCGUUUAUAAUAUGCCCGAUUUGUCGACAUCAUCUGCAGCUUCGUUUCCCCGCUGAUACUGGCUGUGCCACCAUCCUGACUGUACCCCUCAACACCACAAACUCACAUUGUGAGAGAUUUGACAGCUGACACAUCAACGCCAACAUCUACAUCCAUCACAAACAAACCCGCGUCAAAAGUACACGUCAGAAACAAAUCAAGUCACACGCAAUGGCUCUCCCUCCCAAGUUCGCCGGCCACAAGCUCGAGUUCGCCGCUCCGCCCGCCGCCGCCUCGGCCGUCGCCCACACGACGCACACGGCCGAGCUCUACCUGGACUACUGCUGCCCCUUCUCCGCCAAGAUCUUCCGCACGCUCACCAGCGCCGUGGUCCCCGCCAUCAAGGCCAACCCCAAGUGGGCGGCGGGCAUCGCCUUCGUCUUCCGCCAGCAGAUCCAGCCGUGGCACCCGUCGUCGACGCUGAUGCACGAGGCCGCGCUGGCCGUGCUGCGCAUCGCCCCAGAGCGCUUCUGGGAGUUCAGCGGCGUGCUGUUUGACGAGCAGGCGGCCUUCUUCGACGUCAACGUCGUCAACGAGACGCGCAACGAUACGUACCGUCGCCUCGCCAAGGUGGCCGCCAAGGUCGGCGUCGACGAGGAUGAGGUCUACCGCCUGCUGGUCAUCCCCGACAAGCCGGGUGCGGACGGAGCGCUGAAUGCGGGGAACCAGGUCACCGUCGACGUCAAGCUCGUCACCAAGAUGAACCGGUUGAUUGGCGUCCACGUUACGCCUACUGUUGUGUAUGACGGUGUUGUGCAGGACAUCAGUUCUGGGUGGACGCUUGAGCAGUGGACCGAGUGGCUCGAUAAGAAUGUUGUCUAGAGGCAUUGUGUCAACACAGCUAUGUACUUGAUCGAAUCAGAUACAAGCAGCGUAAUCGUCUGCCAUCAGUCUCUUCGUCAAUGUCUUAUCGUAAUUCAAUUGUGAAAAUACCACGCAAAAAUUCAAGUUCAGUCG